Messenger RNA from Lactuca virosa, 2358 nucleotides. NCBI's taxonomy places the organism in Eukaryota, Viridiplantae, Streptophyta, Magnoliopsida, Asterales, Asteraceae. The record is from the annotation of a GenBank genome assembly.
CAAAAUCCUUCGUGUUUAGCACUCUUCUCUAUUCUCCUUUUAGAAGCAACCACGUAGGAAGACACCUUGUGAAAUUAAAACCCUGGAGAGCGAAGGCAACGGCAAGCAGGCAAAGAAAAGCGAGAAAUGGAACAAGGCGAGGGUUCUGGUUCAAAGCCAUCUGAUGAAAUUUGGUCCAAACUUGUUCCAUCAAACAACAAAUUUUCAGAUAUUGAAUUGAGGUUAGAUGAGGUGGAGAUAAAUUCAGAGGUUAAAAUCUCUUCAUUCGAAAAGCAACAAUGGUGUAAAAUUACAAGAAAUUCAGAUCUCUCUUCUGCAACAUUACAAAAUAAGAGUUUAAAUGUGAUUUAUGUUGAUGGGACUGAUGUUUCAACUGAAGAUACAAUCAUGAUUCGUUGUGGAAGUGAGAUAAUUCCUGGACAUGUUUCAGAAGGCUAUUUGAGUUACAGAUUCAAAGUGAUGCCAAAGGAUGAGCCUUCCAAGAAGGUGUUAAAGAUUUCUUUAGAUUCAGACCAUGCAAAAUGCAGCAUAUGUUUAAAUAUUUGGCAUGAUGUUGUCACAGUUGCCCCUUGCCUCCACAACUUUUGCAAUGGAUGCUUCUCAGAGUGGUUAAAAAGGUCACAAGCAAAACAUGCAAGUGUUCUUUGUCCCCAUUGUAGAGCAGUUGUACAAUUUGUAGGAAGAAACCACUUCCUCCACAACAUUGAAGAGGAAAUACUCAAAAGUGAUUCUUCUUUAAGGCGAAGUGAUGAAGAACUUGCGGUUUUAAACACCUAUUCACUAAUAAAAUCACCUCUUGUGAUUAACAAUGGAAAGAAGCCUAGAAGAAAGAGGUCACAUUCAGUGUCUGAAGAAGAUAGUAGUAAUAGUGGCACAAAUCUUGCAUGUGCUCAAUGUGGCACAGAAUAUGCAGGAUUUCGAUGCAAUCAAAACACAGUGCAUCUACAAUGUCAUGCAUGUGGAGGAAUGAUGCCUUCAAGAACAGAUAUUAAUAUACCACAACACUGCAUAGGGUGUGAUCGAGCAUUUUGUGGUGCUUAUUGGAAUUCUCAACAAGUUACAAGAAGUGAUUCAUUUCAUAUGUGUGCUUCUGAGACUUUUAAACCAAUUGCAGAACGAAUUAUAACAAGAAUUCCUUUUUUGGCACAUGAAAGGAAUCGACAUGAACAAGAUAUAACUGAAAGAUGUAUAAGACAGAUGGGGAAAACUCUACAGAAUGUUGUCUCAGAAUGGAUUACAAAGUUGAAUAAUCGAGAAAUAGAUCGUACAAGGAUGCCAUUGAAUCACACCGAGAUGAUUACUAGUGGAACACAUGUUUGCAAUGAUUGCUUUGAUAAGCUAGUGUCAUUCCUCUUGUAUUGGUAUCGAGUCAGCAUACCAAAACAUCUUCUACCUGCGGAUGCAGUGCAAAGGGAGGAUUGUUGGUACGGUUACACUUGUCGAACACAACAUCAUAGUGAAGAUCAUGCUCGGUUUUGUUAUCCUCUCCGUUUUCAGUCACUACUACAGCAACCACCUAAUCUCUCCCCAAGGUUUAGGAAAUGGCAGCUGCUCAUUUCAUCGAUUGUGGUGUCUUCUCCGUUUAGAAGCUCGACACUCAGGUCAACCCGUAGUCUGGUCGUCAAAUCUGCUACUACCGUUGCUCCCAAGUACACUUCAUUGAAGCCAUUGGGUGACAGAGUGUUGGUAAAAAUCAAGGCUGCUGAGCAGAAAAGUGCAGGUGGUAUAUUACUCCCAUCCACUGCACAAACAAAGCCUCAAGGUGGUGAAGUUGUUGCAGUUGGAGAAGGCAGGACAAUUGGUCAAAACAAGGUGGAAAUUGGUGUCAAGACUGGUACCCCAGUUGUAUACUCCAAGUAUGCAGGGACUGAAGUUGAGUUUAAUGGAUCCAAUCAUCUCAUACUGAAGGAAGAUGACAUUGUUGGUAUUCUUGAAACAGAAGAUGUUAAGGAUUUGAAACCUCUUAAUGACAGAGUUCUUAUCAAGGUUGAGGAAGCUGAGGAAACGACAGCUGGCGGCUUAUUGCUUACACAAGCAAGCAAAGAAAAACCCUCUAUUGGCACUGUGAUUGCAGUAGGACCUGGUCCUUUAGAUGAAGAAGGAAAAAGAAAAGAGCUUCCAUUGUCUCCAGGAAACACUGUUCUUUACUCAAAAUAUGCAGGGAACGACUUCAAAGGAACAGAUGGCUCUGAGUAUAUUGCUCUUCGUGCUUCUGAUGUCAUGGCUGUUCUUUCAUAGUCAUAAAAAUCCAUGUUCAUGUGAUGCAAAUUCGAAAUAGGAAAACAUAGCAUUGAAGCAAUGUAAUCAUUUCUUGAAAAAUCAACAAUUUUCUGGACCUCCUUUCGUUAAAAAGAUUAU